Molecule: messenger RNA, 810 nt
Organism: Rhipicephalus sanguineus (brown dog tick)
Lineage: Eukaryota; Metazoa; Arthropoda; Arachnida; Ixodida; Ixodidae
Exons: 1
Coding region: 1-810 (269 amino acids)
Source: RefSeq, a predicted model, not a curated record
AUGACUGACUCGAAUGCACCUUCAAGUGAACAAGGCUCACGUCUGCAGGACGUCUCGGCCGUGCAACGGCGUCUCCCAUCUCUCUGGCCACAGGACCCGCAAGUUUGGUUUCACCAGGUCGAGGCGCAAUUCUCCCUGUACCGCAUUGCCGCGGAAACGACGCGCUACUAUUACGUAGCCUCAGUCAUUCCUCUUGAUGUUGCCAGCGAGCUCUCCGACGUCCUCUCCAACCCCUCGGACACUACGCCAUAUCAGCACCUUAAAACCAAGGUGGUGGAACGAUUCAUGCCUUCGGAACGCGUCCGCCUACAGCAGCUCCUUGCAGAGGGGGACCUUGGCGACAGGCGCCGCUCCCAACUACUGCGCCGAACGCGACAGCUUCUUGGGGAACGCGACGUCUCUGCCCACUCAGCGUUGCUUCGCGAGCUUUUCCUCCAAUGCCUUUUUCAGCCAAUCCGCCUCGUCCUCGCGGCGGCCGGCGACGUCAACCUCGACCGCCUGGCGGAACUCGCCCAUCAGGUUCAUGAAGCGACCUCUCCAUCUGUCAGCACAUUCUUACCACCAGCAGACACAGCGAUUUCGCGCCUUGGGGCACGCAUCGACGAACUCGCCGCCUCCAUUGCCGCACUCCGGAGCCCCCUGCAGGAGACUCGUUUGCCUCGUUCCGGUCGUCGAGCUCUUCCACGCACACGAGAUGCUCGGAGUCCCAGCCCUCCACCUCUCUGCUGGUACCGCCGGCGUUUCCGACACCGAGCCACGAAGUGUACAUCUCCAUGUUCGUGGCAGGGAAACGCCUGCCGGGAUCACUGA